AUGAAGUAUGCAUUUGGUGUUCUACUCUUUAUUUGGACAGGUUAUAGCUUAUCAUUGAUGCCAAAAUUGACAUUGGAUGAGUUCUUCAAAUAUACUGAUUUUACGUCAUUGACACUUGCACCUGACAAUAGUCAAUCAAUUCUUAUUCAAACACGACAUCCCAUAUGGGAUCACAAUGUUAAUGAAUAUCAUCUCCAUUUGUACUCACUCGAUAGUAAAAACAUGACAUUAUUAACAAAACACUCGUCCGGUUUACUUCGACCUCGUUGGCAUGGCGAAUGGAUUGCCUAUUUGAUUGCAAAUCUGUCCAAUACUAUUUAUCUGUAUUCAACUCGAACUGAGCAAACAUUUUCUCUGCCAUUGGGUAACGAAUCGAUUCAUGCUUUUACAUUGUCAAAUAUUAAUACAAGUCUCUAUUUUGCUACACGAACAUUGUGGACAGAUGAGACUGAUAAAGCAUACAAAAAUGAAUGGAAGGAUGUAAUUGAAUAUCGAGGCAAAGAACGAGGUGAUACAAUCUAUCGUGUCAAUUUGGAAGAUAUCAAUCAAUUUCAAAUCGAAAUUUUGACAAAUAUUUCAUUGCGUGUCGCAGAAUUGAUUUGUUCAUUCGAUGGAAAACAUCUAGUGUUUUCGACUGAAUCAACAUCACAACAAAUGGAAUCAAUGGAUGAUUAUGAAAUUUAUGCCAUGGAUUUGACUGAUCGCUCAUCUACUGUUCCACGUCGAUUGACAAACAAUCAAGCUAUUGAACGAAACUUGAAAUGGUUUGACAACGAAUCGUUUCUUUUCACUGUAUCAAGCGAAGGAUCAAUUGAUGGUGAAUAUCGAGAUACACAAGGACGACUUUAUUCAUUCGAUCUUCUCAGUAAAACUAUUCAUCGUUGGGCUGAUCAAUUUGCAGGUUCAAUAAGAGGUUACGAUUUGUUAGAAAAUGGACGAAAAGGUUUAAUCAUUCUUGGCCAAUUGAAUACCGAGAUACAGAUUUAUACACAACAAUCAAUAAGUAGUCCAUUGGCUAAAAAAAUAGGUUGGAAUGGCACAUAUGAAUCAAUUGUUACUUCCUGUGCUAAUAAUAAAUCUAUAAUUGCUUUUCUUCAUUCUUCGUUC
Rotaria sordida is the source of this 1107-nucleotide messenger RNA. NCBI's taxonomy places the organism in Eukaryota, Metazoa, Rotifera, Eurotatoria, Philodinida, Philodinidae. The record is from the annotation of a GenBank genome assembly.